Girardinichthys multiradiatus is the source of this 2014-nucleotide messenger RNA. It is a transcript of the gene slc43a3a, whose product is annotated as solute carrier family 43 member 3a. The coding region runs from base 267 to 1799 and encodes 510 amino acids. Gene Ontology annotation, molecular function: transmembrane transporter activity. The transcript has 13 exons. Gene Ontology annotation, biological process: transmembrane transport. The record is from RefSeq and is a predicted model, not a curated record. NCBI's taxonomy places the organism in Eukaryota, Metazoa, Chordata, Actinopteri, Cyprinodontiformes, Goodeidae.
GUCUGCUGUCAGUAUGAUGUGGCGUCGGUUUGCCAUGAGAAAGAUAAGAAGCAUUUUAAGAGGGAAAACCCACCCGGCUGUCAUAGAGUUGACGAGAUAAACUCGCAAGAACUGGACUGAAGAGCCUUUACUGAGAAAGAUGAUUGCUGUUUGCUGGACGAACUAGAGGGAGCCCUAGAAAACCCCAAACAGAAGAAGAACUUUCUCUGGUGGAAGACCUUAACAUUGGAGGUCAUAUCUGAAGUAUUGUUGAGGAGGACUGAAGCAUGCAGGGGUGUGAGGUUGGCACCAAGCUGCGCUACUGGCUGACUCUGAUCUCAGGGAUGCUGGAGUGUCUGUGCUUUGCUGGUGUGGUGUUUGGUUACGCCUCUCUGGUGUUUGUGUUGAAGGAAGACGGGUACUUCAGUGAGCUGUGUAGCAGCGACACAGGCAGCAACAGUUCUCUGAAAGAGGCAGACUGCAGUAGUCAGGAUGAGCAGUUUUCUCUGGUUUUUACGAUAGCCUCAUUCCUGAACAACUUCCUGAGUCUGAUCAAUGGCUACCUUUUUGAUCGAUUUGGCACGAUGGUGACCAGGCUGCUGGCAAUAUGUUUAUACACUGCUGGAACUCUUCUCGUAGCCUUCUCCAAUGCAGCGUAUUCCCUGAUGCUCUUCCCUGCCUUGUCCUGCGUCGCUGUGGGAGGAAUUCUGCUCCUUAUGACUAACAUGCAGGUGGGCAACCUGUUUGCUGCUCAUCGCUCCACCAUCAUCACCCUCUACAACGGAGCCUUCGACUCUUCUUCAGCUGUCUUCCUCAUCAUCAAGGUUCUGUAUGAGCAAGGUGUCUCCCUCCGGGCCUCCUUCUUCGCCUUGUCCUUCUGCAGCAUCAUUCACGUGGCGAGAACUUUCCUGCUCAUGCCAAGAACCCACAUCCCCUACCCUCUGCCCCGGUGCUACACAUAUGGGGUGAACUGUGGACCGGCCGAUAGUUAUAAUGUGGAGCAGGUCGAGAGGACGAGGGAGGCUGAAACUACACUCACUCCGGAUUUCAGUGGGAAAGAUGAAACGACGAGGCCGGAUAAAACACAGGCCGAAAACACAGAAAGAGUUGUGGCCUUCCGGAGCUGUGUCUUGUCCUGGUUCUUCCUCUGGCAUCUGUUGUGGUUGUCCAUAAUGCAGCUGAGACACUACCUCUUCAUCGGCACACUCAACUCCAGGCUCAGCCGGCUGGCCAGAAAUGACCCCAUCCUGGUGAGCCAGUACACCAAUGCUUUUGCAAUGACUCAGCUGUGCGGAGUGGUCUGCGCACCCUGGAACGGACUCAUCUUGGACAGACACAAGGGAAGGCCUCGAGCUGCUGGAGAAACUGAACAGGACGCUGACCUACGCUCCUCCUACCUGUCUCUGUUCCUGACUUCGCUGCAGUGCCUCCUCUUCUCUGUUUGCGCCUCCAUCCCUCUCCUCCCACUACAGUACCUCACCUUCAUCCUACAGGUCCUCAAUAGGUCCUUUCUCUAUGGGGGAAACGCAGCCUUCAUUAGCAUUGCUUUUCCAGCCUGUCACUUUGGGAAGCUGUACGGCCUGGUGAUGGCGCUCUCUGCGGUCAUUUCUCUGCUGCAGUAUCCUUGCUUUGCCCUGGUCAAAGGAGCUCUGCGCGGAGAUCCAUUUUAUGUGGAUAUUACGCUCACUCUCCUCACUGUUCUGGUCUUCAUCCAUCCAGUCUACAUCUUCAUCCACUGCAGGAGACAAGCCCACAGCAGGGAGAACAUCCCUCAGACUGAAGCUCAUAUUGACCCCAGUUUGGCUCAAGCUGAACUGUAGAGAAUGAAUCAUUUUAUGUGACAAGUUUUACAUUUCAGGUUUUAAAAUUCCAGAUUGUUUGUUUCAAUCUCAUUGUUUUAACUAGAAAAUAGAAAUGACAAUAUUUUAUAUCAAUUUUCUUAUAAGCAGACUGAUGUUUUGUAAUGUUUUACAGAAACAAAUGUGUUUUUUUUAUUAAUUAUACACUGCUCAAAAAAAUAAAGGGAACACUCAAA